Python bivittatus (Burmese python) is the source of this 4678-nucleotide messenger RNA. It is a transcript of the gene CTDSPL, whose product is annotated as CTD small phosphatase like. Lineage: Eukaryota; Metazoa; Chordata; Lepidosauria; Squamata; Pythonidae. Gene Ontology annotation, molecular function: RNA polymerase II CTD heptapeptide repeat phosphatase activity. The record is from RefSeq and is a predicted model, not a curated record.
UGCUCCGCCGGCCUGCCGCUUUAACGCGGGCGUUUUUGCGCCUGGCGCAGCCUUUCGCGGCGGGGCCGGGCUAAUUUUGCCUUCCGAGCGGCACGGCAGUUUUCGGACGCGGUCCCCCCCCCUCUUCUGCUUCGCCUCCAACUCCCUCCGCCCGCGGAAGACCGGCAGAGGAGACCCGGACGCGCUUGGCCGGCUCUCGCAUCCCCCGGCCGGCCGCCCGCCCUCUGGGGUGGCUUGGCUUCGUUCCAGGAGGAGUGUUCCCCCCCGUAUAAAUCCGCCUCUCGAUUUCCUAAAAGGAAAACCAAUCAAAAAGUGCCCACCAAAGCUGCCUCUGGGAGGGAAAUAGCCAGGUGAAAGCGCACUCAGUUUCCAUGGACAACCCGUCCAUUAUCACCCAGGUGACUAACCCCAAAGAAGAAGAAAUCCUGUCUUGCUCUCAGGAUAAAGUGUCCCAAUGUAAUCUCAGUUUGAAAAAGCAGAGGAGUAGAAGCAUCUUUAGCACUUUAUUCUGCUGCUUUCGUGACUACAAUGUUGAGUCACCAUCUCCCAACAGCACCAGUGUCCUUCCUCCAUUGGUGGAAGAGAAUGGCGGACUUCAAAAGGGUGACCAGAUGCAGGUCAUUCCCAUUCCAAGUCCACCAGCUAAAUACCUCUUGCCAGAAAUGACAAUAUCUGAUUACGGGAAGAAAUGUGUGGUCAUUGAUCUUGAUGAAACACUAGUACAUAGUUCCUUUAAGCCAAUUAGCAAUGCUGAUUUCAUUGUUCCAGUUGAAAUUGAUGGAACUAUACAUCAGGUGUAUGUAUUAAAACGACCACAUGUGGACGAAUUUCUUCAGAGGAUGGGGGAGCUCUUUGAAUGUGUGCUAUUCACAGCCAGUCUGGCAAAAUAUGCAGAUCCAGUGGCGGACUUGUUGGACAGAUGGGGUGUAUUCAAGGCUCGACUCUUCAGAGAAUCCUGCGUUUUCCACAGAGGAAAUUAUGUGAAAGAUCUAAGUCGGCUUGGGCGAGAAUUGAGCAAAGUCAUAAUAGUUGAUAAUUCUCCUGCAUCUUACAUCUUCCAUCCUGAAAAUGCAGUGCCUGUUCAGUCCUGGUUUGAUGACAUGACAGACACAGAAUUGUUAGACCUUAUUCCUUUCUUUGAAGGACUAAGCAAAGAGGAAGAAGUCUACACAAUGCUUCAUAAGCUCUGCAACAGGUAGCCCUUUGAACUCCGGCCGUUGCAGUUCUGCAGCCACCCUGAAGCAUUCAGCAUUUUGCAGAGACCGCUCUGGAUAAGUGUUAAAAUGUUUCUGAUCUUCCUCUGACAUGAAAGACAAUCGUGACUCAGUGCUACUAAAUCAUGGGAAUGACUGAUGCUAUAAGGUGAUCAGACUACUUUUUAAAACAAAAUCAAGAAAGAAAGAAAAUGAAAAAGAAGCUAUUUUGAAUGGGACUUUUAACAAAUUUCAUAAAUGGACGCGUUUUAACAAAAUCUGCUUUUUUUCUUAGAACAUGCCAAAAAAGGGAAAAAAAACAAAAAACGAAAGCUUGGUGUUAUUUCAACAAGUCAAUUCAUCCCCUUCCCAGCUCAUCCUGCUAUGCAGAGUGUUUUUCCCACCCCACCCUGCUUCUAGAGCAGUUGACCUGACUCUGAACUUAAUUUCUUCCAGGAUGAAGUGCCUUUUUGAAUGUUGUUUUAAGAUUUUAAAAGAAUCAUUUUUGUACGAGGGGUAUUUCCAGAAUCUUUUAGUCUUGUAUUGUUUAAAUGCUUGAAAAAGACAAAGAAGAGGAAAGUUGGAAGGCUUUUAUAGAGCAAUGUAAUAUAUGGAAUCAAGGGAGAAAAUUGGAAAAGGUGAUGGGUUUCGUUCUCCAAGUUACUGUCCUUAAGAUAUCAGUGGCUCUGUUUUGUACCACAUUUGAAACAGCGUACAAAUAGAUGGAAGUGAACGGGGUAAUAUCUGGGGUGGAGUUGCAACUACCUUACUAAUUUGGAUGACGUUUUGCACAUAGAUUAGGGCAUAUCUGCAUUUUUAAAUUUUUUAUGGAGUACAGCAAAAUGGAAUGGGAAGUGCCCCCCAUUGCAAGUCCUCAGUACCUUCAGGAAGAGUCUUUUAUUGUGUUUGCUAACGCACAACUGCCAGGUGUUUCCGAUGUCAGGGAUAAAAUACAGAGAAAGCAUAGAAGACAAUGGGUUUAUUUAUUAAGCUUGAAAUAUUGAUAUAGAGCUGUUGCAAACGAUGGGCCAAAGUCCUAGUGAAAGGAAUAGGAGGCAACUUGCGACCGUAACCUGCCCUCCUUUCAAUGGCCCUCAUGUGGGAGACGCUUCUCUCUCUUUUUCUUUUUUUAUUGUGCCCUGUGUUUUGUUUUUCCCUUAACUGCUGCUAACAAAGGCUCAUCGAAUGGAACUGAACCUUGGCUGUUAUACUGUUCUUCGCCGCUGUGCCUGUGCUACUGAAAUUGCAAAAGCCCUUUACUUAGUUCCUGGCCAACGUAGUCCAAGGGUUAAGCAAUUAAUUUUUUAAUUGGGGCUGCGUGUCCCGCUGUCAGCGUUCCACAGAGGAAUUUUCACUCCAGUUCCCUCCCUUUGUGCUUCUUCCUUUUUAAAAAAAGAAAAAUAGGGAUGUUAAUUCUAUGCUUAAUUCUGUGGUGGAAGGUUGGGGUUUUUUUUCGCUUAGCAACUUUCCAACCCAACCUGGGGUUGGAGUGUUGAGAUCAUUAGAACUGAAGGUCAUUUAGGAAAAAUUGGGUUGCCCAAGUGUGAAAUUGAAAAGCUUUUAGUAUUUUUAUUUGGUACGUGCUUAUUCCUUAGUAUAGAACAAGACUCAUUUCUCUCUCACAGCAACAACCCUGUUAAGUACAUUGGGCUGAGAGAGAACACAACCGCACCACCCUGGCUUUCUUUUGUCAAAAUUGUCAAAUCGUUCUCCAUUGCUUAGAGGUAUAUAUUUUUUCACCUUUGGAGGGAAACAUUGUGAUGAAUAUCAAGGAUGUUGGUCUUCUGUAAUUUUUUUUUUUUUUUGGACCACUUGAAUCUAAAAGGGGGCGCACCUCAGUAGUACGUUUCCAUCCUCCUCCUAAAUUCGCUUCUGUUCUUUUUUGCACCAACUGAAGUCCUUUUAACUGCUCAAAUUAGCCAUAUUGGACAAGAACUGUCCGAAAACAUUUGGUGCUCACCCUAGCAAAACUGUCAGUUGCUGAAAUUACAGGUUCUUGCUCCUUGCCUUUGCCUGAUUCUGGUUUAAAAAAAAAAAAAAUCAUCGGCUAAGAAGCAGAUGAGCCCAUUGAUUCAGAGUGAGCAUCAGGCCAACCUCCAUAGGCAGAAAACAGGUGACCAGAGGCACAGUAAAACGAAAAGCCAAAAACUAGACUUGUCACUCCAUCAAAGGGAUUUUUAAUCAGUGUUUGGAGAGCUCUAGCAGUAUUGUACAAGCAGGACCGACCUAUGUGAACCCGAGGAUUGCCCCUCCAUCUAUCCUCAGUUGGCCUACUAAAGGUUCUUCUCUUAGUAUUGUAUCUCUCGUCUCCCAGGCAUCUGGCCAAAUAGAGAAUAACAACAGCUGGAGUGUUGGUUUUUCUUUGCUUUUUCUAUUUUUUUGUUUGAAGUAUGGACGCUGGUAAGCCCAUGAAACUUACCUUCAGCCAAAUCUUUUAAUUUGGGUUUUUGACUUCAAAAUAGUGAAACAUUUGUACUGCCAAAGCGUGUUCUCUGAGCAGUAUUUUUCCACUGUAUUUCUGGCUUUCUGAGCCACAGAUACAGUCUGCAGGGAAAAGAAUUCAGGUUGUAGCGGGGGCAAAUACGAUGGGAAUGGUUGGAUUUAAGUGGAAGAAGAUUUGCAGUGGUUUUUCUGGCUUGUCUUGAACCUCUCGGUCUUUUCAACUGCCGGUUUCCAUCGUAUCUUGCCCUUUCUAGUAUGAUGUUUGUCUUUCUGACAGUUUUACGCGAUCUGUUUGUACAUAAUGCAGACCAUUUUUGUUUGACGUUCACUUUUUAUAAAAUCAGUGAUUUUUUUUUUCUCUAUCCAGUUGCCUUAAAUGUUUGUGAAUGAAUGUUGAUUAUGAAAAGUGUCUUGUAACAUUGUGGGAAUCCCACAUCCAGCAGACAGUAGAACUUCUGGGGGGUGGGUUGGGGGGAGGAAGGUCUUCCCUCUCCUCUCCCAAUUCUGAUAAACUCUGGGAUAUUGAAAUUGUUCAAUUUGUGGAAAAUCAUGGUUCUUGGCAAUUAAAGCAGCCUUUCCUAACCUGGGCACCAUCCAAACAGAUGGAUUUCAAUUCUGGGGCUCCGCAAUUUAUAUAGUCCUGAUUGAGAAUUCAGGGAGUUGGAAGUUACUCAUGGAAGGCACCUAGUCUGAGGAAAACAGCUUUAAAAUUUAGGCAUUACUUCUGUUUGGGCUGGCUUUUCUGAGGCAGAACUCAUUUUAUGAACUCUUUAUCUUGUUUAUGAAGCCUAUUACAGCCAUACUCAUAGUGCUUGGGGAUCCCUCAGAUCUAUUGCCCUGGUUUUGUGGCUGAUCUAUGAUAAAUCACAUGCAGGAAGAAGAAAGUCAGCUGUUGUCCACUUCGGUGUGCCAUUCAACUGUCCAAUCCGUUAUUUUUAAACUCUGACACGAGGCGUUGCUGUAAACGAAGAGUUCUGUUCACAUCUGCACAACUCGCGCACACACCGACCGGUGGUGUCACACAUGCCCCGGGUUGAACACAA